Messenger RNA from Menidia menidia (Atlantic silverside), 1380 nucleotides. The record is from the annotation of a GenBank genome assembly. Lineage: Eukaryota; Metazoa; Chordata; Actinopteri; Atheriniformes; Atherinopsidae.
UUCACGCACGAAAAGACAACAGAAGGUAUAACAUAAGUCUAUGGUCCCGCAUAAAAGACCAACAGUGACUUAGCUCUUGUCAAAAGUCCGACUUGUUUUACUGGCGGGAAAAGCCGUCCUAACUUAAGUCACCGUCAGUAAUGGACGGUGCCAUGUUGGUGGCUGAAGAACCCAAAAGUGCAGCGGAGCUGAGAGCCUCCGACCAAGCUGUCUCAUACCUGUCCGGCAUUGAGCCCUCGGAGCUGCAGAGGUGUGUGUUUCCGGAGUCUCUGGUGAUGGUGUCGGAGGACAGCAGAGAUUUGGGGACAUUCAAAGUGGAAGUGGAGUUUUCCCGUCGCCUCGAGCAGCCUUGCAUGCUGCUACACGCUCAAAGCCACGGAGCAGCUGAUGGUCACCCCUGUGGGACGACGGUGACAGGUAAAGGCCAGCAGAGGCCCCGGACAGGGAGUUCUCCACUGCUUGAAGACCACCGUGUGGAAAAGAGGAGCCACAUGGUGCAGAGUGAUGGGAGGAUGCUGAUUGAUAAAGUCACCACUGUAGGAGAGGAGGUGACAAAAGAAAGUGCCUCCUAUGCCAUGUCUGACCUCAGAGGGCUGGUCACUGAAGGCUCCAGCCUGCUGCUGAUGCGUCUGCUCGCUCUGAGGAAGGAGGUCCCCGAUCGCAUGGCCUUUAUCUCCUUGGAUCAGAGUUUGCAAAUCACCCCCACCACUUUUAGCGAGCUGGGCAGGAAGCAGAUGGAAAUCGGCGACGAGGUCCUGGAGGUGUUUGGGAUACAGAAGAUGGUUCACUCUGUGGAGGGGAGCUCCCCUACCUGGCAGUGCUUCUUCCUGCAAGAUGGCCACUUGGCCAGCAGGAUGCAGGUGGGAUCCCCCGUCACCACGAAGCUUCUGCAGCUGCCAUCAAAGUCACAGAAAGGUUUUCAUUUCUACACGUGUUUUGAAAAAAUCCCACUUGUGUGGGAGGAGGACAUGCAGAUGCACUCUAACUUCCUGGACAGAAAGGCGGAGCUGAAGGCGGACCACACUUCGUACCUGAGACAGCACCCUGAAAUUCGAGCCCUCAUAUCUGACUUCUUGCAGUUCUUGCUGCUGAGGAAACCAAACGAUGUUUUCCAGUUUGCCAAAGAGUAUUUUAUCCCCUUUUCUUCCACCCAUCCUCCAGAUCAAACCUGAUACUCCAGACUCCAGCCCCCGUAUAAAGGAAACAUGGGGCUUUGUGAUCGGUUCAAUAACUUAAUAGAGUUUAAUAAAGUUUGGUGUACCAAUGGCAUUUGACUGCUAAGCAAAGUGACUCGUGUAUAAAGCUUAUUCCAACCGUAGGAGUUUCCCUAUCGGUUUCCGGGAAAAGGCGGAGUGGCUGUUUUGAAAAAAAAAGUGCAUG